UUGUAUUGAAGCUACAUGGAUAAGAAACGUGCGUCCCCAAAAGAACACCAACCUCCUCAAACGCCUUCUAAACCUCUUCUCUUCCCAGCACUCUACGCACAUCCCUUAUCUUUAUAUCUCACCCUCAGCAGAACCGCAAUCGUCCACCUCUCGUCGCCCUAUAUGGCUACAAAUCUCUCAGUCGCAAGCCUCUCCGCCACCUCCACCGGCGUGCUGGAGGCAUGGAGCUCCGUGAAGCCUGCUGCGCUCCCUCAAAGGAGCCCCCUUUUCGCAAGCAGAUGCCUCCUUGGAAAGAAGGCGGCCAGGCUUAGGGUUGUCCGGAGUGCACCAUCUACACCGGGAGGGAUUUCGGAGAAGGUGUCGGAGAGCAUAAAAAAAGCCGAGGAGGCGUGCGACGGCGAUGAGAAGAGCGGUGAGUGCGCCGCCGCGUGGGAUGAGGUGGAGGAACUCAGCGCCGCCGCCAGCCACGCGCGUGACCGGGCUAAGGAAUAUGAUCCUCUCGAGAACUACUGUAAGGACAAUCCGGAGACUAAUGAAUGCCGCACCUUCGAUAACUAAUAUUUUACGACUCAUUUUCUUGAUGCUCUACAACUUUAGUAGAUGUUUUAUUCAUAUAUGAUAAAAUAGGAGGAAAGAAUCAAAGCACUGGCUUCGUUUGGGACGAUUUUUUUAUACUUCGUAAAGUGAUUUUUUAGUAAAAAAAAUUUAUAUUUUAAAAAAAAAAUCACUAUAAGAAGUAGAAAGAAAGCCGUCUCAAACAAGGCUUAAGUUUGUAAAAUAUCUUUUCCUACGAAGUUGUUGGAAAUAUUUUGUGAUUUUAGCUUACAUGUUGAUGUGGUAUGUUUAAAAGAUGCUAUUGUAAAAAAGAAAAUCUGUAAUUGCAGUUGUUUUUCAUUUUUAGUAUUA
Molecule: messenger RNA, 906 nt
Organism: Dendrobium catenatum
Lineage: Eukaryota; Viridiplantae; Streptophyta; Magnoliopsida; Asparagales; Orchidaceae
Exons: 1
Coding region: 16-558 (180 amino acids)
Biological process (GO): negative regulation of reductive pentose-phosphate cycle
Cellular component (GO): chloroplast
Source: RefSeq, a predicted model, not a curated record